AUUGUGGCCACAGGAAUCUGUCGCACAGAUGACCACGUGUUGGAGGGUCACUUUGUUGACGUGGAUUUCCCAGUUAUCCCAGGCCACGAAGGAGCUGGCAUUGUGGAAAGCGUUGGAGAAGGUGUGACCUCUGUGAAACCAGGAGACAAAGUCAUCCCCCUCUGCAUUCCUCACUGCGGGCAAUGCAGCUUCUGCCGGAACCCCGAAUCCAACUUCUGCCUCAAGUCCCAUUUCUCUGAACCACAAAACCUGAUGCCCGACAAGACCAGCCGCUUCACUUGCAAGGGGAAACAGAUCCACCAUUACCUGUGGCUCAGCACCUUUGCAGAAUACACCGUGAUCCCGGAGUACGCCGUGGCCAAGAUAGAUCCUGCUGCACCGCUGGACAAAGUCUGCUUGAUCGGCUGUGGGUUCUCCACAGGCUACGGGGCUGCCGUCAACACCGCCAAGGUAAAACCAGGCUCCACCUGUGCCAUCUUUGGCCUCGGAGGAGUUGGCCUCUCUGUUAUAAUGGGCUGCAAGGUGGCUGGAGCUUCCCGCAUCAUUGCCGUUGACAUCAACAAGGACAAGUUUGCCAAGGCCAAGGAGCUGGGAGCCACCGACUGUGUCAACCCUCGGGACUUCCAGAAGCCUGUGGAGGAGGUGCUCACUGAGAUGACCGGCCACGGCGUGGACUACUCCUUUGAGGUCAUUGGGCAUGCAGAUACCAUGACAGCUGCCCUGGCUUCUUGCAAUAUGAACACUGGCGUCUGUGUGAUGGUUGGAGUAGCACCUGCUGGUUCAAUGAUAUCCUUUGAUCCUGUGCUGGUGUUGUGUGGGCGUACAUGGAAGGGGACUCUGCUCGGAGGUGGGAAGGCGAGAGAUUUUAUCCCCAAAUUAGUUUCCAGCUAUUUGGAGAAGAAAUUCGACUUGGACUUGCUGAUCACACACAUGCUGCCGAUUGCUAAAGUGAACGAGGGAUUUGAGUUGUUACGUGCAGGAAAAAGCAUUCGCAGCAUCCUGCUCUUCUGA
Molecule: messenger RNA, 1011 nt
Organism: Pterocles gutturalis (yellow-throated sandgrouse)
Lineage: Eukaryota; Metazoa; Chordata; Aves; Pterocliformes; Pteroclidae
Product: alcohol dehydrogenase 1-like
Exons: 7
Biological process (GO): retinoic acid metabolic process; retinol metabolic process
Cellular component (GO): cytosol
Molecular function (GO): all-trans-retinol dehydrogenase (NAD+) activity; zinc ion binding
Source: RefSeq, a predicted model, not a curated record